AUGCCGGAAAGUAUCAAUGUGCACGUUUUACCAUGUCUAAUAAAGGAGCCUGGUCCUGCUGAUGUGGAGCGCGGCUUUACAGACAAGGUGUUUAUUUUGGGAUCUCCUACGGUUGAAACUGAGGUUGAGCUAGGCGGGUUUACUUUACGUGAUAUUUGCGGUAGCGUCGCUGACGAAGUACCAUUCUUACUGGACACGACCGAGCAUCUCGAGCAGAAUGUAUAUACUUCUCAGCAUGGCUCAGACCCUUUGCUGGGUGCUGACCGUCUAUGUACAUUUCUCCGGGGUCGCUGUUUACGCGGUAGCCGUUUGAACCUUGACGCCCUAGGUUGUCGCAUGGCUGUUGUAGAAGCUUCAGCAUCGUCUUCACGGAAGACCCCUUUGGCUAGGAAUACCUCGAUUCCAUGCCAACUCGUACGUGAAACCGCUGCAAUAGAGUCGCUUACGGUCUGGGAUAGGGAUACUGACAUUAGCCCUAUUGCACCCUUGUUAGAGGGAUACAAGCAUCUGGCGGUAGCUUUUGCGGUAUGUACAUCUUGCAACUGUUAA
Babesia sp. Xinjiang is the source of this 549-nucleotide messenger RNA. RefSeq lists its product as uncharacterized. NCBI's taxonomy places the organism in Eukaryota, Apicomplexa, Aconoidasida, Piroplasmida, Babesiidae. The transcript has 3 exons. Gene Ontology annotation, biological process: RNA catabolic process. The record is from RefSeq and is a predicted model, not a curated record. Bases 1 to 549 code for a protein of 182 amino acids. Gene Ontology annotation, cellular component: ribonuclease H2 complex.